AAAUCAUGAACCGGGUUAUAAGGGGGCGCCUCGAAGGCUCGAAACCUAGAAACAAGUUUUGAGUUGGGAGUUAGGAGGGGAGCAGAAAAACAGCAGGAGAAUGGGGAGGGAGAAAGAGGGGGAGCCCUUAAACCCUAAGGAGACGAUGAAGAUGAAGAAGCCCUCACGACUGGGCCCUAAGGCACCUAAUCCAAAAUCUAAAUUCAACAAGAAGAAGAAGAAGCUUACUAACAUUGACAAGAAGAAGAACAAAAACGACAGCAGCGACAAGGUGGGAGCCAAGAAACCCAAGCCCCAAGCAGAGCCCAUUUCACCCUCACAGCAGCUGAAUUUCUUUCUGGACCAAUUUCAAUCCGCCAAUAAUCUUCAGCUUUCUUCCCUCGAAUCCGACUCUCUCACUGAAGCAUGCAUUUUGGAUCUAUCUCAAGGCCUUGACCAAGAGGUUAGCACCUUAGGGAAACAAGUGAAGGCUGCUUUCGGGCCUUCAUGGAAAGAAGUGCUUUGUGAGGGUCAGCUCAUGGAAGGAAAAAUUGAUCCUGGCAAUCCAGCAGUUCUUAUCAUAAGCGCAUCUGCUCUACGAUCAUUGGAGUUUCUUAGGGGCUUACAGCCAUUGACUAGAGAAUGCCCUGCUGCCAAGCUGUUCUCAAAGCAUAUGAAGGUUGAUGAUCAGGUAUCCAUUUUAAAGAAUCGUGUUAAUAUUGCCAGCGGUACACCUAGCAGGAUCAAGAAGUUAAUUGACGUGGAAGCAUUAGGGCUUUCAAGAUUAUCAAUAAUUGUGCUUGACAUGCACACAGACGUUAAGGGAUAUUCCUUGUUUACGCUUCCACAAGUCAGGGAAGAGUUCUGGGACUUGUACAAGAACUACUUUCACCAACGACUUCUUCAAGGUGAUACACAAAUCUGUCUCUUUGGUAGAAUACCAAUUGGGUCUGACAGUAAGAAAAAACAGAACAAACAAGUUACUGAACAAUGAAUAGCAGCUUGUUCAGGUACAAAUUUUGAGCUGUAUGUUGUGCUUGUACCCUUUCAAUUUUCCGGUGUAUUGCAGGUUUCCUUCUGGAAGGAAAGUCAUACAUUUUUGUAGCUUAAAUGAUCAAAUUUUUGUGUGCUUUUGGAGGGUUCUACAUCUACAUUGAUUAGUUCAAAGAUCAUUUACUUAUGAUUGAUUCCUUUUAUUCUUUUUGUAAAGUUAAAAAGGAACGAGGAAA
Messenger RNA from Vitis riparia (riverbank grape), 1208 nucleotides. RefSeq lists its product as uncharacterized. Lineage: Eukaryota; Viridiplantae; Streptophyta; Magnoliopsida; Vitales; Vitaceae. The record is from RefSeq and is a predicted model, not a curated record. Bases 101 to 973 code for a protein of 290 amino acids. Gene Ontology annotation, cellular component: nucleus; 90S preribosome. The transcript is spliced from 6 exons.